Molecule: messenger RNA, 2305 nt
Organism: Harpegnathos saltator (Jerdon's jumping ant)
Lineage: Eukaryota; Metazoa; Arthropoda; Insecta; Hymenoptera; Formicidae
Gene: glo
Product: heterogeneous nuclear ribonucleoprotein glorund
Exons: 9
Coding region: 135-1349 (404 amino acids)
Molecular function (GO): RNA binding
Source: RefSeq, a predicted model, not a curated record
UGCAACUUUUCUCGUUCUUUCUCCGUAUCGAACUGGUACGCGCCAUUUUACUGCUCGUGCAGGAGCUUGCUGUCGCGAGCUUGGUUUCACAACUUGCGGAUACCUUGACUUGGCAAUAGAAUAGCUUUAAAGUCAUGUCGAACGGUAGCGGAGAUCACGACGAUGAAGGAUACGUCGUUAAGAUGCGUGGACUCCCGUGGUCUACCACUGUAGAUGAGAUCAUAAAGUUUUUUGCCGAUUGUUCCAUUUCUAAUGGCAAAAAUGGGGUGCAUAUGACUAUGUCACGUGAGGGACGCCCCAGUGGCGAAGCUUAUGUAGAAAUGGAUACUCCAGAGGAUAUUGAGAAAGCUUGCAAACGAGACAGAGACCACAUGGGUCACCGAUACAUUGAAGUAUUUAAAGCCAAACGUGGUGAGAUGGAAUGGGUUGUGAAGAGGAGCGGUCUUAACUUGGAGAAUGCAAUGGACGAUGGUUGCGUGAGAUUACGUGGUCUACCAUUUGGUUGUUCAAAAGAGGAGAUUGCACAAUUCUUCUCAGGGUUGGAGAUUUUGCCGAACGGGAUUUCGCUACCUACAGACUACACGGGCCGCAGUACUGGGGAGGCUUACGUUCAAUUUGUUAACAAAGAUGUUGCGGAGCGCGCUCUGCAGAAACACAAGGAAAAGAUAGGACACAGAUACAUCGAGAUCUUCCGAAGCAGCUUGUCCGAAGUACGCGCUAGUAUCGGGCCAAAAAUGCGCGGUGGACCCAUGGGCGGUUUUAAUCAGAGGCCCGCGCCGUACACUCGUGGCGAUCGCUUCGGUGGGAUGAAUCGUUUCAGCAACAACGGCAGAGGAUCCAGAAACAGAGAUUUUGACAAUGGCCCAUGGGGAAACGGAAGCAACUAUGGAUCUCGCGGUGGCAACAUGGGAAUGCGUGGCGGCAUGGACAUGAAGGGCGGCAAUUACAGAGGUAGCGGUGACUCCUGGGGUGGUAAUUCGGGCGUUCACAGUAUCCACAUGCGAGGAUUGCCAUUUAAAGCGACAGAACAAGAUAUAGCUGAUUUCUUCAGACCGAUCGAGCCGGUAAACGUCCGCAUUAUUCUGGAAAAUGGUGGUCGUCCAUCAGGAGAAGCUGAUGUGGAGUUUGCGACCCACGAGGAAGCCGUGAAAGCAAUGUGCAAAGAUAAAAGCCACAUGUUGCAUAGAUACAUUGAACUGUUCCUGAAUUCAACCGGCGGCUCGAGUGGCAUGUCAUUGAGUGGCAUCGGUAAUUUCUGCGGAGGCAUAGGCAACAACUUCAGGCCAGGAUACUCGCCGAAUCGGGGCUUCAGUUCACAGUUGGGAGGCAAUAAUUAUAAUAGUUUUUGAGACCGGGCAAUGCGUUUUAACGCUGAACGACGAUUAUAAACGGUCGAAGAAUCAAAGUGGAUUGCUGAUCACACAAACCACACCUAAAAUUAUACUGCAACGCAAUGUCGAAUUCAUACACAUUUUUCUUUUCUUUAAUUAUAUCUUAUAUAUUAAUCGUAACCAAACCAAUAGUGUGUAAGAAGUACCUGCUUAUUCUUUUCUUCUCUUUUCGUUAAGAAUAAAAAAUUUCUAUCAGAAAUACUCUAUGUAUGAAAUACAUACGAUUUAAGUAUCAUGAUGAAAGGCGUGCCUAAGGAUGAAAGAUGACAAUUUCUUUUCAUUUCAUUUUUGAUAUCGUGUGCUUUUUUUCUUUUUAAGUAGCCUAUUGCAAAAGAAAUUUAUUGCAAGUAUUGAGAAAGAUUGAAGAUGAAAACUUAUCUUAAUGAUAUUAGAUUUGUUUUUUCACGACAAUGUUUAUGGUUACGCGGCAUAUAAUUUGUUCUCAUCUAGUAUCAAAUGAUUAAAGUAAUUUUAUAUGAUACGUAGCCAUGUGUUACAUAUCCUAACAGCUUUGAUGCGAGCUUAGACGUGAUGUUUGUCGGUGUGCGUCGAGAUAUAGCGUGCAAGCUGAAGCGCAAAGUAUACAAUUGUAAUAUACACGACUGAUUAAUAGUUUGCGAUCGUACCUCAACAAAUUUAUCGUGUUUACAUAUUUGCUGUGACGUGCAGGAUAUGUAGGUUUCAGAACACUCAUUCAAACACAUUCAUUUUUGUCAUGGCGCGAUAUAAUAUAUUAUACUCCGAUCUUCGAAAUAUCUUGGAAGUAAGAAGUCAUAGCUCUUAUAGAUAUUGGUGUUAAUAAACUGUAUAAGAAAGUGCCAGCUGGCAAAUAUCAAUGUUGUGUACAUCUUAAAACGUAAAUGCAACUUCGGAUUAUAUUCUCUGAAAUAUUUGAAUAAAAAAAAAAAGGUAAA